Messenger RNA from Chironomus riparius, 867 nucleotides. The record is from the annotation of a GenBank genome assembly. Lineage: Eukaryota; Metazoa; Arthropoda; Insecta; Diptera; Chironomidae.
AUGGGAAGUGUGCACUUCAAAUAUUACGAGAACUAUCCAAACAUCACAUUAAUUGCAAAAAUUAAAAGCACAAAAAGACAUCGCCCACCACUUCAGGAACAAAGAAACAAUAUCUUUAAGCUUUUUAUUACAAUUUCUUCUUUUCUUUUAACAAUUCUUGCUAUUCUCAAUAAUUCAUUAACUGAAAGAUUCUUAAACAACAUCGUUGACACAAACGAACCAACGAACACAGCCAUUAAAAUGCAUCAGGAAUUAUUUGAAGAUGACGACGAUAAGAAGAAGAGAAAAAUAAAUUCACAGCCAUUUUCCAUAAGUCGUAACAUAAAACAGAGAAAGUACAUAGAAACCAAUAACAUGGAAAUGAACACAACAAAUUCAAAUAAUAAUAAAAGCAAUAAUGAAUCAAUAUUGAAUGCAAUGGAAAAAUUUAAUGAUUCUGUAACGUCAACAAAUCGAAAAGCGAUUGAGAAACUAAGUCGAGAAGAUGGAAAAGAUACAAGCACUAGCAACAGUUCUCAAUCAUUUUUUCAAUUUCUCAAAUCUGCUUUUAGAUGCAAUACAACAUCGUUGAAUAAAAUCGUUGAACAAACUGAAUUGAAUUAUCCAUUAAAUUUACAUUUACGAAUGAAUGAAAUCUUCUCAAUGCACGACAAACUCUGCGACAUUGCUGAGUGUUUUAACGACUUGUAUUCGAUUGAAAUGGUUGUCAACAUCACCGGAAGUUUCAUAAUGAUUUUAUUUGGAAUAUUCUUUGAAAUUAAGACUGUUAGUGCAGCAACAUCAUAUUUGAUUGUUCUGCUUCAAUUUGACAUGACAGAUGACUUUCAAAAGUUGGUCGGAAACAACAAAACGACAACAACUGCUUAA